AUUAUCAUUUGCAAUUAAACCCUAUAAAAUGGCAGUUCCUCUCCGGCUCCUAACCCCUAGUCCAGUCCCUCACUGAUGGCUCACCGGCGAGUCCGAGCUCAGCCUCUGUCUCUACUCCGCCGCCGCCCAUCAGUCCUUCUCCUCGCUCUAUUUUCUUCUCUUCUUUUUCUCGCCUUCCUCCACAUCUGUGCAUCAGUACUGCGUCGCGCCAACGACCUUGGCCGGAGAUGCCUGGCUAACGCAUCGGUCUUCUCUGGCAUCUCCACAUCGCCGACGACCCGAACUCUGAAGAUUGCGAUGGUGAGCUUAACGCAGGAGGAAAUCAGUGACGGCGUGGGGCGACAAACGAGCCGGCGAUCAUUCCGCGGCGUUAUGGCGGCGGUGGGCGGAAACAAGCGGGCUUACGCGGCGCGGAUGGGAUAUGACUUCGUCGAUGCACACGAUCUUGUCGAUCCUGGCCGUCCCCCAAGCUGGAGCAAGAUCGUUGCCGUCCGUUCACAGCUCCCAAGUCAUGAUUGGGUUUUCUGGAACGAUGCCGACACAGUGGUAACCAACCCGGAUAUUUCCCUGGAGAAUAUUCUGGGUGCCGUAAUUGGACAGGCGGAUUUCGAGACUUCUCCCGAUUUUGUGGUGACGGAGGAUGUUAACGGGAUAAACGCAGGAGUCUUCUUUGUACGGCGAUCUAAAUGGAGUGAAAACUUUCUGGAAACAUGGUGGAACCUAACAUCUUUUGUGCAGUUUGGAUCGACCAAGAGCGGCGACAACGAUGCCUUGAAGUAUCUGAUUAGGAAUCUAUCAUCUCAUGAACUGAGAAGCCAUGUACGAAUAUCGCCGAUGCAGUGCCUUUUCAACUCAUAUCCUUGGUACCCCUCAUGGAAAUCUGUUCAUCAACUCAUCUUCUCAUCUGGGGCUGUAUGGAGAGGAGUAUAUUCCAGGGGAGAUUUCAUGGUGCAUUUAGCAGGUUUAGAUGACAAGAAGGAAUGGGCUGAUAGGAUUAUCCAAGAGCUUGAAGCUCAGAGGAGAGAUUAUGUGUAUUUAGCUAGGCAGAGACCCCUAUAUACUCCUUAGACGUUUACAUAUUUAUUAGUAUUGUGUAUUGUAUAUGUAUAUAGUUUUUAUAGGCAAUUUUUUAUUUCUAUAUAUUCUAAUUUUCAUAAAUAGUUUAAUUCAUUACCCUCAUUUGAGGUUAUAAACUAAUGUAAAAUUCUCAGAAUAAGAAUUUUAUCUUUAAUGAGCAAUUUAACCA
Dendrobium catenatum is the source of this 1246-nucleotide messenger RNA. RefSeq lists its product as uncharacterized. The coding region runs from base 76 to 1068 and encodes 330 amino acids. Gene Ontology annotation, cellular component: Golgi membrane. Gene Ontology annotation, biological process: protein N-linked glycosylation. Gene Ontology annotation, molecular function: glycosyltransferase activity. The record is from RefSeq and is a predicted model, not a curated record. The transcript has 5 exons. NCBI's taxonomy places the organism in Eukaryota, Viridiplantae, Streptophyta, Magnoliopsida, Asparagales, Orchidaceae.